Molecule: messenger RNA, 5283 nt
Organism: Gracilinanus agilis (Agile Gracile Mouse Opossum)
Lineage: Eukaryota; Metazoa; Chordata; Mammalia; Didelphimorphia; Didelphidae
Gene: DOT1L
Product: DOT1 like histone lysine methyltransferase
Exons: 28
Coding region: 1-5283 (1760 amino acids)
Biological process (GO): regulation of transcription regulatory region DNA binding; heterochromatin formation; DNA damage checkpoint signaling
Cellular component (GO): nucleus
Molecular function (GO): histone H3K79 methyltransferase activity
Source: RefSeq, a predicted model, not a curated record
AUGGGUGAGAAGCUGGAACUGAGGCUCAAGUCGCCCGUGGGAGCCGAGCCCGCCGUAUACCCGUGGCCCCUGCCUGUCUAUGACAAACACCAUGAUGCUGCUCAUGAAAUCAUUGAGACCAUUCGAUGGGUCUGUGAAGAAAUACCAGAUCUCAAACUUGCCAUGGAAAAUUAUGUUUUAAUUGACUAUGAUACCAAAAGCUUUGAAAGCAUGCAGAGACUUUGUGACAAGUACAACCGAGCCAUUGAUAGCAUUCAUCAACUGUGGAAAGGAACAACCCAGCCUAUGAAAUUGAACACUCGGCCAUCCAAUGGGCUUCUUCGACAUAUCUUGCAGCAAGUAUAUAACCACUCAGUCACAGAUCCAGAGAAACUCAACAACUAUGAGCCCUUUUCUCCAGAGGUGUAUGGAGAAACUUCAUUCGACUUAGUUGCCCAAAUGAUUGAUGAGAUUAAAAUGACAGAGGAUGAUUUGUUUGUUGAUUUGGGCAGUGGAGUGGGACAAGUGGUUUUGCAAGUGGCCGCAGCUACAAACUGCAAGCAUCACUAUGGUGUGGAGAAAGCAGACAUCCCAGCGAAGUAUGCUGAGACAAUGGACAGAGAGUUCAGAAAAUGGAUGAAGUGGUAUGGGAAGAAACAUGCAGAAUACACACUGGAAAGAGGUGACUUCCUUUCAGAAGAAUGGCGGGAAAGAAUUGCAAACACAAGUGUUAUUUUUGUGAAUAAUUUUGCCUUUGGUCCUGAGGUGGAUCACCAACUGAAGGAGCGAUUUGCUAAUAUGAAGGAAGGUGGCAGAAUCGUUUCCUCCAAACCUUUUGCACCUCUAAACUUUAGAAUAAACAGUAGAAACUUGAGUGAUAUUGGCACUAUAAUGAGAGUUGUGGAACUAUCACCACUGAAAGGGUCAGUUUCAUGGACUGGCAAGCCAGUUUCUUACUACCUGCAUACUAUUGAUCGAACCAUACUUGAAAACUAUUUUUCUAGUCUCAAAAAUCCAAAACUCAGGGAGGAGCAGGAGGCAGCCCGACGCAGGCAACAAAGAGAAAGCAAAAGUAACACAACAACCCCGACAAAGGUCCAAGAAAACAAGGGAGCUGUUGCCUUGGAACCUCGAAUGGAUUCUGGUGCUGAAGAAGAUAAAAAUGGAUCGGCUGCUCUUAAGAAGCCAUCUCCUUCCAAGCCUCGAAAAAAGAAAUUAAAUAAGAAAGGAAGGAAGAUGGCAGGAAGAAAACGUGGACGUCCCAAGAAAAUGAGUGCUGCAAACCCUGAACGGAAACCCAAGAAGACUCCAACUGCCUUGGAUCUUCUGCAUGCUCAGACUGUGUCCCAGGCAGCUGCAUCCUCUCCUCAGGAUGCAUACAAGUCACCUCAUAGUCCAUAUUACCAACUACCUCCUAAAGUACAACGGCAUUCCUCCAAUCAGCUAUUGGCAACACCAACUCCGCCUGCACUCCAGAAGCUUUUAGAAUCUUUUAAGGUUCAGUACCUGCAGUUCCUGGCCUACAUGAAAACCCCUCAGUACAAGGCAAAUCUGCAGCAGUUGGUAGAACAAGAGAAGGAAAAGAACACUCAGUUGUUAGGUACAGCCCAGCAGUUGUUCAGCCACUGUCAGGCCCAGAAAGAAGAGAUCAAGAGAUUGUUUCAGCAGAAGCUUGAUGAGUUGGGAGUAAAAGCUCUGACCUACAAUGAUCUGAUACAAGCUCAGAAAGAGAUCUCUGCCCACAACCAGCAACUAAAAGAACAGACAAAGCAACUAGAAAAUGAUAACAGUGAACUCAGGAACCAAAGCUUGCAGCUGCUUAAGGCUCGGUGUGAAGAGCUAAAGCUGGAUUGGUCUACUCUCUCACUGGAAAACUUGCUGAAGGAGAAGCAGGCACUGAAGAAUCAAAUUUCUGAGAAGCAAAAGCAUUGUCUGGAGCUUCAGAUCAGCAUUGUGGAGCUUGAGAAAAGCCAAAGGCAGCAGGAGCUACUGCAGCUGAAGUCCUACGCACCGGCUGAUGAUGCCCUGUCCGUCCACCUUCGAAGUAAAAGCACUUUCAGCCGAGAGCUGGAGACUGACCCCACAAGGUUCCAGCUAGAGCUUGAAUGCUCCAAGUUGUCUUUGCCCCACAUCAGUAGCAUGAGCCCUGAACUCUCUAUGAAUGGCCAUGCAACCACCUAUGAGAUUCAUAGUAUGCUUAGUCGGCCUUCUUCCAAACAAAACACUCCACAGUACCUGACCUCCCACCUGGACCAAGAAAUAGUUCCUUGUACCCCCAUUCAUAACAACAGGCAGAAGGCAGACAAAUUGUCAAGUUUGUCCUUACCUGACUACACCAGGUUUUCCCCUGCUAAGUUAGCCCUAAGGAGACACUUGAAUCAGGAUCAUGUAGUCCAUGGAAAAGCUACAACUAAUGAAAUACACCACAGAGCUGAACAUGCAAAAGAGAAUGGCCUUACAUAUCAGAGUCCUGGUAUUUCAAAUGGCCUAAAGCUGAGCCCUCAGGAAACUCGGCCUUCCUCCCCCUCGGCCUUACAGAUUGCAGGAGAGAAGAGCAGUGACAAGGUUUUAAAAGAGAGAGCCUAUGCCAGCAAUGGAGAAACAAUCACCAGCCUACCUAUCAGUAUUCCUCUCAGCACAGUGCAGCCCAAUAAACUUCCUGUCAGUAUCCCAUUGGCCAGUGUAGUGUUGCCUAGCCGUGCGGAGAAAGUGAGGAACACACCUAGUCCAGUUCAUCAGAAUCGAGAGUCUACUUCAGCAACACUUGAAAAACAGUUUGGUGCUAAUUCCCAUAAUGGUAUGAACAGUGCUGUAGGAAACAAGUCCCUUGCUUUGGCUACCUCAGGUUUUUCUUAUUCUGGCUCCUUGGCAGUUAAUGGCACCCUUUCCAGUAGUCCAGCCCAUCUUAACCAUGGUGCUGAGCAGGCAGCCCUAGAUGAUUCCUCUAAUUCAGGGAGCCUCUUUAAUUCAGUGGGUUCCCGGAGUUCUACACCACAACAUCCCUCUUUACUCAUGAUGCAGUCCCGCAAUUCUGGCCAGAAUUCUCCAGCCCAUCCACUUGCUGCCAGCCCACGUCUCAAUGGAGCUUCUCAAAGCCUGAUGGGGAUCUUGCAGUUCUCGGAUACUACAAAAUUGUUCUCUGAAGGUAACAAGGGGGAUCUCCCACUAGAUUCAGGCUUUUCAGAUCCUGAAAAUGAAGUCAAGAGAAGAAUCCUCUUUACAAUCUCGACCAAUACAGGGAACAUGAAGCAGUCUCCUUCCAACAAACACAGCCCCCUGACAGCCAGCAUCCGAACAGAUUGUGGACAGGCUUGUGUACAGGAGGGCAAGAAGAGAGGCAGGAGGAAGCGAUCUUCCACAGGGAACCCCGGGGCGAACUGUGCAGUAUCUCCUAAGCGUAAGCCCAUACCAUCUGUGGCAGGCCUCUUCACCCAGUCUUCAGGCUCACCCCUAAACAUCAACUCUAUGGUCAAUAACAUUAAUCAGCCUUUAGAAAUAACAGCCAUUUCCUCCCCUGAAAACUCCCUGAAGAACUCUCCUAUUCCUUACCAGGACAACGACCAGCCUCCUGUGCUGAAAAAGGAGAAGCCCUUGAUCCAGACCAAUGGGGCACAUUACUCACCCUUGACCUCUGAUGAAGAGCCAGGAUCUGAAGAUGAGCACAAUAGCAUCAGGAUUGAAAGGAAAAUCGCAACAAUCUCUUUGGAGAGCAAAUCUCCUCAGAAAACAGAAAACGGUGGUGGCCUUACGGGAAGGAAGCAAACCCAGCUGACUGAGAGCAUCAACAGUAGUAAAUGGAAAUCUACCUUCUCACCAAUAUCAGACAUCAACCUUACCAAAACAUCUGACAGCCCCUUACAGGCAGCUUCGUCCCUGAGCCAGAAUUCCCUCUUUGCCUUCCGUCCGUCCUCAGAGGAUACGAUGGCUAUCGAUGCCAAGAUCUCUGUGCACACAAGGAAAAACUUCCCCAGUUCAUUGUCGGGGACGGAUGGCCUCAGCCCCAACACAAACUCUUCCAAUGGAUUUUCAUAUGCCGGGGGCCUGUCUGCUGCUGACAUGAGUUUACACAGCUUUCACGAUGGUGCUUCUCUUUCUCAUAAGACUACCGAGGUGGCCAGCUUAAGCUCUCCCCUGGGUUUUCAGUCACAGCGGAACAAAGAUAGCUCAGAUGCCAACCCUUUUCUGAACAAGAGACAGCUGGAUGGUCUGGGAAGUAUGAAAGGGGAAGAAUUACAGAGAUCUGGGGGCAGAAGCAAAGAGGUGCUCGACCUUGGCCUGCAGCUGGGGGGUCCUUCUGACAAGGUCUCCCUGCAGCACAAUGGCAAGGCUGGCAAAGGACGGGACCGGGAUUUGGAGUUUAAAAACGGCCACAAUCUUUUCAUUUCUGCCGCUGCUGUAUCUUCUGGGGGCCUCCUUAAUGGCAAAGGCCUUUCCACCGCAGCCUCCACCUCUGGCCAUCCCACUUCUUCCGUUUCAACACACCACCCUUUCUUGAACACUUUUACCACUGGAUCCCAGUUCCCCCUGGGCCCUAUGUCUCUACAGGCCAACCUCAGCUCGGUGGCAGGCUCCUCAGUAUUGCAGUCUUUAUUUAAUUCCAUGCCCGCUGCUGCCAGUUUGGUCCACGUGUCAUCAGCUGCGACCAGAUUGACAAAUUCUCACACUAUGGGAAACUUCUCUUCUGGGGUUACAGGUGGAACAGUCGGAGGUGUUUUUAACCAUGCGGUGCCUUCUGCCUCUUCUCAUCAGUUUGGAGCCAGUUUCAGCAGCAGUGCUGUCUGUAGCAGCACCAUGCUGAGCUUAAACCCAAUGCAGGCUGUGGUCACCCCCACUUCCUCUUCCUUCCAGGCCCCUUCCUCUAGCAUAGGAACAUGUAGCGAGGCUCGAGCCCCCCAGCCCCUGAACCGAGCGCCCGUGCAGCCUGUUCUGCACCCUCCUCCUCCUGCUCCUCCUCUUGCUAACGUCUCAUUACCUCCCCCCCCUCCGUUACUCGCUGCUUCUAACCCGGAGCCGGGGCUUCUGCAGACCUUAGCAUCCAUUCCCUCUAACAAAGCUUUUGUCUCGCCUUCUUCGGCUGCUUCUCUCCAGGCUAACGCUUCUCUGUCUAUCAAGCUCGCUUCCCUCCCCCACAAAGCUUCCCGCCCUUCCUUCACAGUCCACCACCAGCCUCUGCCCCGUUUGGCCCUGGCCCAGGCUGCACCCGUGGUCCCGCAGUCCAACGCCGCUGGCCCACCCGCUAUGUGGGUUACCCUUGGCAUGCAGUCUCCUUACGCUUCGCACCUUUCUGGGGUUAAGCCGCGAUAA